AUGAGAUUCACCGCCCUUACUUCCGUUGCAAUUCUCGCAGCUACUGCCGUCGCUGCCCCAGCCAUCCAGAGAGAGGAGAAACGGGCUUUUGUCACUGAAGAGCUUGAUCCCCGCGGGUUCGUUACUAAGGAUAAGCGCAGCUUCAUUACUGAGCCUGAGAAACGUGGCUUUGUUACCGAGGACAAGCGAGGAUUUGUCACUGAGGAGAAGCGUGGCUUCGUCACCGAGCCCGAGAAGAGGUCUUUUGUGACUGAGGACAAGCGUAGCUUCGUCACCGAGGACAAGCGCAGCUUCAUUACUGAGCCUGAGAAACGUGGCUUUGUUACCGAGGAGAAGAGAAGCUUUGUCACUGAGCCCGGGAAGCGUGGUUUCGUCACCGAGGAUAAGCGUAGCUUUCUUACGGAGCCUGAGAAGAGAGCGUUUGUAACUGAAGACAAGCGUAGUUUUGUCACUGAGCCCGAGAAGCGUGGUUUCGUUACCGAGGAUAAGCGCAGCUUCGUCACCGAGCCUGAGAAGCGCGGGUUUGUCACUGAGGAGAAGCGAUCUUUCGUGACUGAGCCCCACAAGAGAGGAUUUGUCACGGAAGAUAAGCGCGCCUUCAUCACUGACGAGGACAUUGAGUAG
Colletotrichum phormii is the source of this 624-nucleotide messenger RNA. RefSeq lists its product as uncharacterized. The coding region runs from base 1 to 624 and encodes 207 amino acids. The transcript is spliced from 2 exons. Lineage: Eukaryota; Fungi; Ascomycota; Sordariomycetes; Glomerellales; Glomerellaceae. The record is from RefSeq and is a predicted model, not a curated record.